Acanthosepion pharaonis is the source of this 1062-nucleotide messenger RNA. The record is from the annotation of a GenBank genome assembly. NCBI's taxonomy places the organism in Eukaryota, Metazoa, Mollusca, Cephalopoda, Sepiida, Sepiidae.
AUGCUCCACCCGGGUGGGUGUGAACGUCUUACUGUUUUUACAGCUGCACAUGCAAUCGUGCAACACUCGUUACAUCUGCAUUCUCUUGCUGCCACAACUGAUGGCGACAACAGAUUCCUCCUUCUUCUCUCUACCCCCGUUUUUUGUUUCUUUUUCUUUUUCUUCAAAUGUUUCAAAACUGAUCCUCACCGGGGAUUGAAUAUCUUCGUUUCUUUAUUUUAUUUUCUCUUUUUCUUCUUUUUCUCUCUUUUCUCUUUGUUUUCUUUCUUUUGUCUCUUCUCUUUUUCGUUCAAUUUCUCUUCUCAUUCUCUUUUCUCUUUUUUGCUCUCUCUCAAAACCCUUUCUUUGUUUCUUUGUCUCUUUCUUUUCCUUCUUUUUUCUUCUCAUAACAUUUUGCAAAUUCUUUUUUUUAUUCUUCUCUAUCUUUAUAUUUCUAUCUCUCUCUCUUUUAUUCUCUUUGUUUUUUUUGUCUCUUCCUUUUUCCUUCUUUUUUCUUCUCAUUUUUUUGAGGUUUUUUUAUUAGCUUCUCUCUCUCUCUUUCUAUCUCUCUCUCUCUCUCAUUUCCCUUCUCUUUGUUUCUUUGUCUCUUCUCUUUUUCCUUCUUUUUCUCUUCUCAUUCUCUUUUUCUCCUCUCUCUUUUUUGUUAGCUUCUCUCUCUCUCUCUCUCUCAUUUUCUUUCCUCCUUUCCUUUUUCGUUCUCCCUUUGUAUCAUAUUCUUCUCCUCUACUUAAUAUCGCCUCUUUUUUCGUCACUCUUUUUUUCUUUUCUAUUUUUCUUCUCCUUUUCCUUCACUAUUUCUUUUUUUCCCUCUCUUUUGCUCUGUUUCUUUCUGUUUUUCUUCUAUUCUUUUCUCUUAUUUUUCUUGUCUUUCCUUCUCCCAAUUUUUUUCAUUUCCUUCUCUCUGAUUUCCUCCUUCUGUCUUCCUCUUGUUUUCCUCUCCCUUUUCAUUCUCCUUUCCUCUCCCUUUUUCCUUCUGACAUCAUCCUUCUCUUCGUCGCUUUUCACACACUGUUUUCUUUUUACUUUCGUUUUCUAUUUUCCUUUUUCUUCUUCCUGAUUUAA